This is a messenger RNA of Alternaria atra, 2199 nucleotides long. RefSeq lists its product as uncharacterized. Lineage: Eukaryota; Fungi; Ascomycota; Dothideomycetes; Pleosporales; Pleosporaceae. The record is from RefSeq and is a predicted model, not a curated record. Bases 1 to 2199 code for a protein of 732 amino acids. The transcript has 5 exons.
AUGACUCAACUCGAUUCUGACUUCAAUCCUGUAGCUCAUUCGGCUCAGGACAGCGCAUCGAACCGACUGCUUGAAAGAGAUGGGCAACAAAAUCAUAUCAGCGAACCGACUCGAACCAGCGCAUCUCGUCCCCAAUCUCACACCAACGGUAGCUUCGUCUAUUCGGAUGCCACGGAGACACAUGGGCUGCCGUCUGAAGAGAUUGUCAAUCAGCCUUCGAUGCAGAAAGGUGCCAGAAGCGGCUAUUUCCCAGCGAAUGCGCAUGACCCUGUGGAAUGGAAAGGUAACGCAUGGUACGCUUUGACUUGGGAAUUUUUGGGGAUAGCCGUAGCGAUAUGCUUCCUCGUCCUCGGCGCUUUCGUCGUACAUCUCAAAGACCAGCAGGAAAGUGCCUGGUCGAUUCGAGUUAUUCAGGCUACAAGACUUGCACCAUCAUUAUGGCCUAUACUCUUUUCUGGCGUACUGGGAAAUGCGAUUCGCGCGUUAGCUGACUGGCGCGUUGAGCGUGGUGUCGAUCUACUGACCUUGGAACAGUUGAUGAGCUCCUUAACGCUUGCUGGCUCCCUCAUCGCGAUCUUCAAAUGGUCAAUAUUGAGACUCUCGUCUAUUGCUCUAAUCUUGCUGUGGGCUUUCAACCCCCUCGGAUCUCAGUCUUCGUUUCGAGGAAUCUACUUGAGGGAUCAAGAAGGAUUUGGAACCGGAAACAUCGCGUACUAUAACCACAAUCUGAGCAGCCAGCUAGGAUUCAAUUCGAUCAUCCCUGGUAGUACACGUACCAGACCGAAGCUUCGCGCAUUAUACUCUGCGGCUCUCUACAACAUCGCAUCCGCCACUCAGUAUGUGGAUAAGACAAACACGACGUACCAAGACAUCGCUUUGAUGCUCGGAGGGGAAGCCUCGGCUGGUGUACAAGCAGCCACUGACCCCUGGGGAAAUAUACGCAUGCCAAACCUGCAAGCUCUACCCGGUUAUGACUCGAAAGACCCGCAUCGCUGGGUAGAUGUACCUUGGCAGGAUGCAGUCCAGAACUACUCCAGCCUUGUUGGUGACCGAAUUGAGGGUAUCAAUCGGAACUUCACCGGUAACACUACCUUCAACGCAACCUCGAGCUACCAGGUAUUCUCGUGCUCUCCAUGGGUACACCUCAAAGACGAGAACGAGACAACCCUAUGGGUGAACAGCAACCUCCAGAUGAAUUACUCGGAAUUGAUAAAUCCUACCGCUGGGAGACCAGCGAACAUAAUAAGGACGUUCUUUGUGGCUUCCACCGAGGACCGAGCAACCAACUUAUCUACGACGUCAAGUCAAGAUCAUCCACAGCUCAUAUUCGGUACCAAAGGCGACAAACCCAACUACGUGUCCAUCACAAAAUGCUCAACAAAAAUGACUUAUAUUGACGCCCAGAUAUUUUGCACGUCGAAAGGUACUCUAGGAAAGGCCAGCUGCGGCGUCAACUCCGUUCGAGCGAUGCUCAAUCCUACCGACUCUGUCAACCUUACUUUCCUGGAAUCCGGGCGCCUCUAUUAUCCAAACUCGACAGUCAACCACGAUCCAGGUGUCCCCGAGGUAUUCAUGGGGAACUUUAUGGACCUGCUCAACGACAAGCAAUCUGGAAGUGGUGCGUCGAGUAUAGUAGAAUGGUACAUCAAAGAUCCGCUUACCGCACUCAAUAACCCCGCCACGAUCGCUUAUGCAGACUUGGGCGAACUCGAUAUCAUGAUGUUUGAGCAACGUCUUGCACUGCUGUGGAAUACGCUCUGGAAGAUCGGCUAUGAACAUGCAUCCAUCAUGGGCGGCGAUCUGACACGCUCGCCGUUCCUCGAUACGUUGCUCAAUACCACGUCCACUACUACGUUUCCGUUGCCCGCUAUCUACGCAUUGGAUAUCCCAUGGAUCAUACUCUAUUUCGUCUCCGUGGCAAUCAUGUUCUUUGCAGCGGUCUUUUCUUUGGUAAUGCAUCACCAGUGUCAUGCACCCUCAAUUCUGGGCUAUGUUAGUAGUCUAAUUAGAGACUCGAAGUACUUUAAUGAAAGCGAGGUUCAAGGCAACAGUGCGGAAGACGGAACGGGGAAGACGAAGCGACUGGGAUACUUGAAGGUUAUGCUUGCGGACACCAAAUCGGAUGAAGACGUGGGUAAGAUCGCCUUCGCGCCCGCAAGUACGGAGAGCAGAGUGAGAAGGAGGCGGUGGUACGAGUGA